This is a messenger RNA of Macrobrachium nipponense, 752 nucleotides long. Its product is annotated as kin of IRRE-like protein 2. The transcript is spliced from 4 exons. Lineage: Eukaryota; Metazoa; Arthropoda; Malacostraca; Decapoda; Palaemonidae. The coding region runs from base 195 to 752 and encodes 185 amino acids. Gene Ontology annotation, biological process: cell-cell adhesion. Gene Ontology annotation, molecular function: cell adhesion molecule binding. The record is from RefSeq and is a predicted model, not a curated record. Gene Ontology annotation, cellular component: plasma membrane; cell-cell junction.
CAAAAUUAUAAAGCAAUUGAGAAAAAGAAAUAGAAAAUGAUUAACAUUAACAAACGUGUGGAUGACUAUUGUAACGCGAUGAUGUUGAUGUCUAAUGCCCUGUGACGGAAAGAAUCUGUACGAGUGGAAAAAAGGUGGCUUCAUCUGAGCCAGAAGACGAUGAUCAAAUGACGAUGGUGGCUCCAGCGACCUAGAUGGAGGAGCUCCGGGAAUUGUCGCUGCUUCUCGUGUUGCUCACAAUGAUCCGCUCGACUGUGAGUGGUGUCUUCAGGCAGGAACAGGUGUUCACCAUCUCUCCACACAGCGUCAGAGUGAACGCCGGAGAGGACGUCUUCCUCGAGUGUGUCAUCCAAAACCAACAGGGUAAAGCACAGUGGACAAAAGAUGGCUUUGCAUUAGGUUUCGAGCGCGACGUCCCAGGUUACCCUCGCCACUCCUACUCGGGGGACCCGAGCAAGGGGCAGCACCAUCUGGUCAUCAAGGGCGCCACCUUGGACGACGACGGCGAGUACCAGUGCCAAGUGGGUCCCACUACUGACACCAGUGCCUUGGCGGCCUCUGCUAACGUCACUGUUAUGGUGGCUCCAACCAGCCUGAACAUCAUCAGGGGCGCCGACAGCAGCGUCGUGCAGGGCACAGAGGGUCACAACCUGUACCUGCAGUGCCUCGUCAACGGUGCCAGACCCGCCCCCUCCAUAGCUUGGUACCGCAAUGGUCUCAUGUUGGAUGACAGUAAGUGGAGGUCAGACUAA